Molecule: messenger RNA, 1794 nt
Organism: Phytophthora sojae
Lineage: Eukaryota; Oomycota; Peronosporomycetes; Peronosporales; Peronosporaceae
Exons: 1
Coding region: 1-1794 (597 amino acids)
Source: RefSeq, a predicted model, not a curated record
AUGCCUGGAAACUGCUGCAACGACUCAAUUCAUCCUGGUCAAGAGCCGGGAAAUGACAACGCAUUGAAUGAUGAGACUGCACUCAAAACUCGACGGUCAUCGGAGCGCUGGGGCAGCGGCGAGCUUCAAGAAGGCGCAUUUGACGGCAAGACACGAGCAGCGCGCAACUCGAUCGCGUAUAUUCCCACACCUCGAGCCUCCAGGGGUUUCCACGAACAUGACGGGCGGAUGGUCUUCGAUGACGAGUUCUUUGAGCAGGUGAGGCUGCACAGGCAGCGAUCGAGACUCGGCAAAUCGGCCAAACGCUUCAGUCUACGCAACCUGCUUGACAGCUUGAGGAGACCGUCUUCAGCUGCACCUCCAGUACGAUUUUCCUUCUCACGCACGGCGAAGCAGCUUCGACGGCGUCUACAGUGGCGCAUCGGCAACCUGUCUCAAACGAUAUCACCCGACGGAGAGCUGAACUGCUUUAGAGAGCUCGUAGUCUUUGGCGUCCUAGUUUUCCAGGUCUUCUACAUCCCGUUUGCUCCGAUUUACCUUAACCAUGGUGAAAACUCCCAGCAAAGCAUCAAUAUUACGAUGGAGCUGGUACUUCUCGGGCACACCCUGCUCAACUUUAACACGGCCAUCUUCGAUCCAAGGCGCUUGAGCUUAAUUGAGGAUCGCCAGGACAUUGCUCGAAGAUACUUGGGCAGCUCCUUUCUACCAGAUUUACUUGGCUCUCUUCCGCUCGAGUUGAUCUCGUGGCUUUCGCGUGCAGACGGAGACACUCAAACUUUGGCUGCGGUUCAUCCCGGCGCUUACAUUGCUGAAAAUGUGCUCCGGUUUCUCUGGAUUCGGCAGCUUUGCCGACUUGGGAGGUCCUCUUGGGUUCGUGGGACCCAAGAGACGGUAGGCAAAAUAUGCCAGACAUUGUGCGGAGCGCAGAUCUCUGUACUCGCAGUAUCAGCGCAACUAUUUGGCAGGGUUUUCAUCGCAGCGCACUACCUCGCGUGCGUGUUGCGCUGCAUCUUGAGUUCUUUCCAAGUCGUCGAGGCAAGUUCGGAGACACCGAUAGCUUUAUACACCCGGGAUCUGCUUCAAGUCGUAUCAGCACUGUUUGGGGGUGGCUGGGCAACGGGACACCCACAAGCGGACGCGUUCAGCGCCUUCCUCGUGCUUAUUGGUGUGAUGUUGACUGCUUACAUCACGAGCAGAGUGGCGAUGGAGGUGCUUCUGGGCGCGUCCAGGAGCAACAAGCAAGCAAACACUCCACCGAGCUCGGAUGUGGCUACACUGCCACGAAAAGGCAAAGGCUUUGAGCCCGUUGUCACCUCGGUAUCGCAGCGCCGGACACUUUCUCGAAAGCCAAGCAGGCCACUCGGAACGCCUGCUGAUCGCAUUUCGUUCAACACGCAGCGCUCCGCUUUCUGCGAGUCAGCGGCUCGAACCGAUGAGUCGACUUUCUCCAAAUGGAGUGAGGCACCACAGGAACCAUUGGCGCCUAGUGUAGGCAACAUCAGUGAGUCUCCCACCGUUAACCCCAAGCUGCUGGAUACAAACACUUCGCCAACUGCAGCGGAACCUGAAAUCCUGCAGCUCUUGAAGACGUUCACGAAGACUGUGCAACGCUUGGAAACCAAAGUCGACACGCUCUCGCUCAACAGGACCAGCAAAACUGCAGCCACUACUGUCCCGAAACUGCAUCGCUCCAAGUCCGUCCAAGGCGACGGCGGCAUGUAUCUAUCACGAAAUCCUGCCGUCUACCCGAGAUCGAUCAGGUACCAGAGCCAAGAGCGCCAAGUCCCCACGUGA